Messenger RNA from Astrephomene gubernaculifera, 6655 nucleotides. The record is from the annotation of a GenBank genome assembly. NCBI's taxonomy places the organism in Eukaryota, Viridiplantae, Chlorophyta, Chlorophyceae, Chlamydomonadales, Astrephomenaceae.
CUCCGCUUCUUGGAUAUCCUUGGGAUAGUUCUUAAUGUUAAGUAGUAGCAAAGAUGCCUUGGACACUGCCACGUUAGCCUGUUCCUUUCGGAAGUAAUGUUUUCGGCAAUACGGCAACGUCGUUAUGCUCCUUCCCUGGCAGACACGUUAGUACUUAUGUAUCUCCUCAAGGUGCUCGCCAUCAUCGCCGUGUGCGUGCAAGUUGGCGCAGGGCGGUUGCCCUCUUUGGUACGCGAAAGCGGGCUCCAUGGGCGCGAGCGCUCCCUCCUUCAGGCUGCCAAUGCAUCAGCUGUCGUCGUUGUCGGCGAAUCCAGCGGCGUGUACCCUUGGGGUUUAAUUUUCCCCGAUGCGGGCGCAAAAUGGAUAUGGUCGUGUUCAUAUGAGGAGUCCUUCUUCACUUCCGACAUGUACUACAUAUUUACAAAGGUCUUCACCAUCGACACCACCAGAAAUGUUUCGUUAUACCUAGUUGCGGAUAACAGAUGCGAUGUGUACCUCGACGGAGAGCUAAAAGGCCCCCUGCACGGCGGCUGGCCGACGACAUGGCCCGGUCCCGUGGCCCCUGGGGAGUACAUCCUGGAGCCAGGUGUCCACACACUGGACAUCCAGGCCGUGAACCUCGGCUGCCGUGGCUGCUGGAACCCGGCGGGUGUGAUUGCUACCUUGAUUGAUGACGAGUCGGGUGAAGUGCUCGUGCAUACGGAUGAGUCUUGGACCUGGACGUAUAACGGUACUGAGGGCGAUCUCCGUCUGGUCACCAGCGAGGGUCCAGUGUCAGACAGCCAGCAGGGGAUGGUCCAAAUCUACUUCCAGGGUCGGUGGGUCAGCCUGCACCAGGAUAGCUGGGGCUUCAUGGAGGCCCGGGCGGCCUGCAGGCAGCUCGGUUGGGGCACCGGAAUCCCAGUCACUGCCGCAGGGGCGCUGUACGGCAGCCGCCCGGAAGCCGUGUACCGCUCGUACGGCUGGUACUGCGAUCGUACAAAGGACCGGCUGACUGACUGCGGCGCCUUCAGCGGGGCGGUGUAUGCGGAGAGCGGCAGCGGGGUCAAUGAGACGGCGGGUGUAGAGUGUCGCAAUGACCCGCCCGCCAAUGACGGCGAUCUGCGUCUCCUCAGCAGCGCCCCCAACGCCACCCUCAGCGGCGCCGGCAUCCUGCAGAUCUACUUCGCGGACACCUGGGCCUACCUCAGCAGCUGGGCGGACUGGGGCUACCUGGACGCGCGCGCCGCCUGCAGGCAGCUGGGCUGGCAGACGGGGGCAGCGCUGGCGGAAGCAGGGGCGCUGUACGGCAGCGGUAGUAAUGGUAGCGUGGCGGUUGUCGGCCCCGUGUUGCGUCUGUACCCCUACUGCAGCUGGGCGGAUACCCGAUUGGCCAACUGCUCGCAUGGAUGGAACGCGUAUGAGAUGGAGGUGGCGGAUGGGCGGGGGUACAACCAGACGGCGGGGGUGGAGUGCAGGAACGAGCCCCCCGGCGAGGGCCAGCUGCGGCUGGUGGGCAGCGACCGGGCUGGUUCCGGCACGCUGCUGCUCUACCACUCGGGCGCCUGGGGGGCGCUGUCUGCCUCCGCCUCCACCAGCUGGGACUGGCGGGCAGCCCGCCUGGUGUGUCAGCAGCUGGGCUGGCGCGACGGCAGCCCGGUGGCGGAUGCGGGCAGCAGGUGGGGCAGCGCGUCCGGGCGGCUGUGGCGGGUGGGGCUGAGCUGCGAGUGGGGCAGCGGGAGCCUGGUGGACUGCCCCAGGAGCUACGACUUCGAGGACCUCGGCCUUAUUCCCAGUGACUACAGUGACCUGGCAGGGGUGGAAUGCACCAACGAGACGGAGGCCAUCCGACUGGUGCAUGGCUCCGACGACGCCACCUCCAGCGGCCGGGGCACCCUGCAGCUGCUGCACCGCGGCACCUGGGGCGCACUGCAGCACGACGACUGGGACUGGCGGGACGCCAGGGUGGCCUGCAGGCAGCUGGGCUGGACGAACGGAUAUGCCGUACUGGAGUCAGGAUCCAAGUACGGCAUCCCGCCGGCUGGUCCCGUCUACCGUGUGGGCUACCGCUGCUUGUGGUCCGAGGUCGGGCUGGCGGAAUGUGAACGGCAGGCUGGGUUUGAUGUGGCUCAGAGCGACAGCGCCGGCUUCACUGCGCUGGCGGGACUGGAGUGUACCAACGAGCCGGACGGCCCCGAGGGCGGCCUGCGGCUGACCGGCGGCCCCACCGCCGCAUCGGGAACCGUGGAGAUCUGGUACAACGGCAGCUGGGGCUCCAUCCACCAGGCAUCCUCCUGGGACUGGCGGGCGGCGCGGGUGGCCUGCAGGCAGCUGGGCUACCAGAACGGCAAGCCGGUCUUCAACGCGGUGUACGGCAGGAGCAGGGGCCCCGUGUGGCUGUCUUCUGUGUCGUGCGGCGGCGGCGAGGCGGGGCUGGUGGAGUGCGGCAGGCCGCCCUUCGCGGACAGCUACAACGGGGGAAGCCACGAGGGGGACGCGGGGGUGGAGUGCACCAACGAUCCCGACCCCGAGGUCGGGUCAGUCCGGCUGGCGGGCGGAGCCGCUGCCAAUACCGGCCAGGUGGAGGUGUUCUACGGCGGCAGCUGGGGCGCCGUGUGCGCUGUCGGAUUCGGCAUUGUGGAGGCAUCUGUGGUGUGCAGGCAGUUGGGUUACCAGGGCACCUCCCGCUUGGAGCCGCUGCCCCCCGGCCGCCAGCACCCCGCCUGGUCAAACUGGCAGCUGGCGCCCGUGUGGCUUGCGGACCCGCGCUGCGGCGGGGGGGAGAGCCGGCUGCUGGAUUGCCCGGGGGCCGGGCAGCCGGGGCAGCAGUGGGGGUGCAGCAGCGGGGGCGUGGGGGUGACUUGUGGCUCGGACUCGCUGCCCCCUGAGGGCUCCCUGCGCCUGAUCUCGCCGGAGGGCAACAGCAGCAGCAGGGGGCAGCUGCAGGUUCUGCACAACGGCAUCUGGGGCGUCAUCGACCACACCGGGUUUGACUGGCAUGCUGCUCGGGUGGCAUGUCGGGAGCUGGGCUUCACGAGCGGUCGACCUGCGGCGUACAGCGUGUACGGAGGAGGCCAGGACAUGCCCUUCUGGCUCAGCCGGCUGCGCUGCUCGGGCGCUGAGAGCCGGCUGGUGGACUGCCCGCGAGACACGCCCUUCCUCUCUUACGCAUACGUGUACCCGGGCAACGAGGGGCACACUGCAGGGGUCAUCUGCUCGGCAGAUCCUGCCCCCGCCCCCGGCACUGCUCGCCUUGUUGAGGGCCCCGGCCCCUGGGCGGGUCGGCUGGAGGUGUGGUCCGAGUUGGAGGGCGCCUGGGGCACCGUGUGCAACAACGGCUUCAACGACCAGGCAGCGCGGGUGGUGUGCAGGCAGCUGGGCUACAUGGGGGGCAGGGUCGUCGGCAUCGGCGCCUUCACCCCCGGCGCCACCUCGGAGAUUGGGGAGCUGAGUCAGCCCUUUUCGCUGAGCUCGGUGGUGUGCAGCGGGCAGGAGGGCCGGCUGGCGGACUGCGGCUAUGUGGAGGGCAGCAGCCAGGCGCCCUGCGGGUGGGACCACACGGGGGACGUGGCGGUGUGGUGCGAUACAUCAGCGACAGGCAGCGAACCCGCCCUCGGAGCGGUGCGGCUGGUUGGGGGCCCGGGGCCCUGGUCGGGGCGAGUGGAGGUGUACUACAACGGGACAUGGGGCGCCAUGUGCAAUUUGGAGCUCACCGACUUGGACGCUCAGGUCAUCUGCCGGCAGCUGGGCUACUACGGUGGCCGACGUGCCCCACCCAUAUCGCUGCAAUCCAGCUAUGGCUACGAGACCCGUGGGUCGGUCCCCAUGUGGCUCAGAUACCCUGCCUGCAACGGCAGCGAGGCCGUCCUGACGCAGUGCUCGGGUGUGGGUCUGGGCGAGGGCUCCGGCUGGGACCACGACUCCUGCGGCCGGGUGCACUACUGGUUUGAUGCGGCGGUCAUGUGCAACCAGGUUCCGCAGGGCAUGGCGGUGGACAUGCCUCUUGACGCCCCAUCUCAGGACCCUGAGAAGCUGGGCAGCCCCUGGCCGAGCCGCCUGUACUGCCCGGAGCACUCCCUCCCCGGCGGCCUAGCCCUGCUGGUCGACUCGCCGCCCUACGAGAACGGAGGCGACUGGGCCGACAGCGCGGGCGUGCUGGGGAUCCGGCUCUACUGCUACCAGGACGGCACCCUCCUCACCACCGUCACCUCCGACCCGCUGCCCCCUUGGUCCUCCGGUACGGCAUCCUGGGGCCCCGAGAGCUCCUGUACGAGCGAUCCAGCGAUGCCGUACAUCACGGCUGCGCGCAUCCGGGUGGCCGGGGAUGAGGGCGGCGCUGCUGGGGACGCGAUGGACUCGCUGGGUGUGACGGAUGUGGAGUUGCGGUGCAGCAACUCCAACAUCAUCUCCGGCAAUGGCCUGAGCAACGGCACCUGGGGCGAGUGGGCGAGUUGCCCCCAGGGCACCGCGCUGUGCGGGUUGGGGCUGCAGGUCAACAGCUGGCGAGGUUGGGGGCUGCAGGGCACCAACGACGACACCGCUGUCACGGGACUCAACAUGUCAUGCUGCUUCAUGCCUCAGGGCUUCAACUCCGAUCCUGGCAGCCGUCGCGUGCGGCUGGCUGGCGGCAGCAGCCCCAGGGAGGGCCGCGUGGAAAUGCUCUCCUCCAAUAACACCUGGGGCCUGGUAUACGGAGAGGGCUGGGAUGCGCGGGACGCACACGUGGUGUGCCGGGAGCUUGGCUGGGAGACGGGGCGACCCGUGGGUCGUGCGGGCGAGCUGUACGGCGAGGGGUUCGCCCCGCUGCUGUACACUGGCGUGGACUGCAAGGGCACAGAAUCGAGUCUAGCGGACUGCUCUGUAGGCGAGUGGCUCGCUUUCGCUGACAGCUACUCUCACAGCUCCUUGGCUGGAGUUAUCUGCAGCGCAGAUCCUCCCCCCAAUGUGGGCACAGCCCGUCUGGUUGACAUCCAAGGCGUCCAGAGUCCUCUGACCGGGGUGGCGGGGCGCGUGGAGGUGUACUGGAAUUACACCUGGGGUGCCGUCAGCAUGGGCGGCACGGGCAGCACCUGGGACAGCACCUGGGACAACAAGGCGGCAAGCGUGGUGUGCAGGUCGCUGGGUCACCGCUGGGGCCGCGCAGUCCCCGCCCGCGACCUGGUUCCGGAGCCCGGCUACCCGCUCCCCGUGGUCGCAGCUAACCUGGACUGCACGGGGGAUGAAGCCUCGCUGCUGCUGUGCAGCACGGAGAGCGGCUUCCAGACCUCAUACGACGCCUACAGUCACAGCAACGAUGCAGGCGCCAUCUGCUCAGACGACCCUGUACCCGCUCCUGGCUCGCUGCGCCUACGCUACGGCGCCACCCCCGCGGAGGGCCGGCUGGAGGUGUUCCUCAACCUCACCUGGGACCGCGUGCCCUCCUCCUCCUGGCAGUAUGGCUGGCAGUGGCCCUACAACUUCGACCACGUAGAUGCGCGGGUGGCAUGCAGGCAGCUGGGUUACCGCGGGGGAGGCUGGGCGGUCAACGCCGCCGGCUGGGGCGGCUCUUAUGAGGGACCGGUGUGGCUUAGCGACCUAACGUGUGCGGGCAAUGAGACGUCGCUGCUGGGCUGCCUGUCGAGCAGUAACGGCAAUAGCUGGAGCCAGCACUGGUGGUGGCCGGGGGCGACGGGAGUGAUCUGCACGCAGGAAAACCCGCCGGCGGACGGCACCCUGCGCCUGGUGGGCAGCAGCCCCUCCGCGGGCCGGCUGGAGGUGGCGGUGGGCGGCAUGUGGGGCACGGUGGACCCCACCGACUGGGGCUGGGCGGAGUCGCUGGUGGCAUGCAGGGCGCUGGGGUACAAGAGCGUCCUCGACUUGGCGGCCGGUGCGGGCGAGGCAGUGCACCCCGGCAUCAUCACCUCCUACUACCUGCCCGUGUUGCUGUCAGGCAUCAGCUGCAACGGCUCCGAAGCCUCCCUGGCUGAAUGCUACGAUGGCACCACCUACGGCCCCCCUGUCGGGCAGGCAUACGGUCAGCCCAUGGACCGUCCACGUGUUCUGCUGCGCUGCUCGCACCAAGCGCCGCCUCAACAGCUGUCCGUACGGCUGACUGGCAGCCCCGUGCCGUACAUGGGCCGCCUGGAGGUGUGGUGGGCGGGCGCCUGGGGCACCGUCUCCCGCCAAACCACCAGCGGCGGCUCCGCGGCCUUCGGACCGGUGGAGGCGGCGGUGGCAUGUCGCAUGCUGGGUUAUGAGCCGCUGUACGGCAACACCUCUGACGUGCUGCGUGGGGAGAGCUUCGGGGAGGCCUACUCGCAGGUCCCAAUCCACUACCAGCAGUUCGCCUGCAGCGGCACUGAGACCUCCCUGUGGGACUGCCCGGGGUUCGAAGGACCCAUGGGUCACACGCAGCUGGGUCCCGGCUCGUCGUCUGAAGCCUAUCUACAUAACUACGACGUGGGCCUAGCCUGCCAGCCGCCUCCUUCUGAUCCGGUGCAGUACUCGCCGCCGCCCCGGCCACCCCCGAUCCCGCCCUCGCCUCCCAAGCCCUCACCACCAUCGCCCCCACCCGCCAACCCGCCUCCUUCUCCCAGCCCUCCGUCCAGCCCCUUCACCCCACCCCAUCCCAGCCCGGCGCCUCCUUCGCCGCAUGCCCCUCCGUCGCCUCCCCCCUGGCCGCCCAGCCCGUUACCAC